ACACAAGAAGGGUUUGUCACAAGUUGCGAGAGCUGGACUGUGCCUUCGAGUGGUGACAGAGCCCUCUCCACGCACCUGUAUGCUGCGUAUGCGGUCUCAAAUGUUCCGCAAGUAGCUAGAGCGUUGUUGUAUAGACCGGACUGUGGAGGCAGAGGACAGAAUGUCUUCUCCACCGAAGAAGUCCGUGCACCUGGCGGAGGAAUUCUCAGCGAGCUUUCAUGAGGGUCAUGUCACACGCAACGCGUCGGUGGCGUCGUCGGUCGGGAUGCUGUCUCGUCUCGCCUUUGCCACGGAUGGUUUGCCGGACCGGCCUGUGUCCAUGUGGCGGGAUGCCCCCGAUAACCGCGGAGAGCGUGUGACGGACCAGCCUUCCACCUCGGGGGUCUCUCCAUCUGCCCGACAGCGGCAGCAGGCGGGGCGCCGGCAGCUGCACACGCAGCCGGCCGUCUCCAACUCCCCGGGGGGCCGUCGCGGGCCCAGUAAUCUGACACGGCUCCUGCCCGACAUCCGAGGUGGCGCCAAGCCCCACAGCACCCCCUCCUCCCCCGUCGGCGCCCGCGGCAGCCACGGGCCCCUGCCCAGCCUUGCCAGCGGCGGCCCCGGCGGCACCAGCACCGCCCUGCACCGCACCAGCCUCAACGGCAGCGCCGGCACCUCGGAUCCAGGCUUCAUUGCUGGCGCCACCGUUGCCGGGCCCAUCGCCGCACACAGCCACAGCCACGGCCACGGCCAUGGAUACGGCUCCGCAGCCGGCGCCGGCGGCGCCGGCGGCGCCGGCGUUUUAAAGACCGCAUCCGCCGCCGCAGCGCAGUUUGCUUUAGCUGGCGGGAACCUCUUUUCCGCAGCUGCCAUCAACUACAACGCCCCGCCCUCACCAGCGGUGCGCGUGUCGAUCAGCGGCGAGGCCGCAGGACCCGGAACCAGCGCCGGCGGCGCCGCCGCCGGCCUGCUCCGUGGCGCUGCCUCGCCGGAGCCUGGCGGCGCCGCCGCGGGCUCGCCAUCGCGUACCGGCACCGCCGGCGCCCUUGCGGCCGAGAGCAGCGCCCUGGGCGGCGCAGAGGGCGGCGGCGAGGAGGAUGAGGAGGGGGCGCUGGCGGCGGGUGUGGAUGAUGACGAUGAGGUGAUGAUGGCGGAGAAUCCGAGGCUGCGGGGGCGGCUGGUGGCGCUGCCCAACAUCUUGUGUCGCAGCGCAAAUGGCGAUGUGUUUUUGGUGGAGCUGGGCAACGUGCAAGCCAUGCUCGCAAAGAAGGACAUUGGCGAUGAGGGCAUUGGCAUCCUGGGCCGCAUCACGCCGUCACUGGUGCCCGGCGGCGCCGCCAACAUGCGCCGCCGCCGCCAGGCCCGCCAGGCGGCAGUGGCCGCCGCCAUGGACGGCGACGAUGACGACCUAAUGGGCGGCGGCGGAACCGACGGCGAGGGUGGCCGCGGCGGCCUGGCCCGGAGUCUGUCGAUAAUGAGCCGUACGAGCCAGGGGCAGGGCGGCGGAGGGCGCACGGCGAGGAGUGGUGCGCGAUCCGCGCGCGGCCCGCGCAGCGGUCGUGACGUGGCGAUGGAGGCGGAGGUGCUACGGCACGUGGCGGCGACGGAGGCGGCGGUGGAGGUGAAGCGGGCGCAGCUGGAGGCGGACUGGAGGGCUGGGCGUGCCGACGGCGUGUCGGCGGCGGUGGUGGCAAGGGAGGUGGAGGAGGCGAAGCGCGCCGCCGCCAUUGAGUUUGCGGUGCACGUGUUCGUGCCGCACAAGCUGGCGGCAAUGGCGUUGAACAUGCGGGCGCCGCCGGCGGUGGAGAAGGACAAGGAGGGCGCCAAGGAGGCGGACGCCUCCCACUCAUUCAACGCGCCCGCGGCGGUGCCGGGCGGCGGCGCCACCUUUGGCGCGGGCUUCCGCGCGGGGCAGCCCACGGGCCUCGGCACGGUGGUGGCGGGGCCCUCUGGCGGCUGGGGCAAGAUGCAGGCCGGCCUGGACCGCAUGUACGAGCGCCUGCCCUUCCUGCCCGCCUGGGCCGACGCCGUGAGGCGGCUGCGCAAGGACGACGUGCUGGGCUGGGACGACCUACUGGGGGGCGGCGUCAGCGGCGGCGUGGGGGGAGGCGGAGGCGGGGGCGGAGGAGGCACGGGCGGCAGCGGCGUGUAUGUGAAGGGGCGCAACGAGCACCAGGGCACAAACAUCUACGUGCUCAAAUGCCAGGAGCUCGGAGUGACGCCCAGCACACAGGUGGUCCAGCAGCUGGCGGCCGCGGACGCCAACAUGGGGCACUGCAACCUGGGCCGCCAGGGCGCGGCGGCGCUGCGGCACGCGCUGUCCGCCAACGUGACCAUCACACACCUGAACCUCUGCGAUAACCAGCUCGACUCCACGGCGGUCCAGGACGUGUUGGCAGGGCUGUACAACGCCACAAUGGCAAAACACCCGCAGGCGCGCAAACUGCUGGAGCGGAGGCUCCAACCACAAGCCGCGAGCGGCAGCGGCGCGACUGGGGACGGUGGCGGUGCCGGUGGCGGCGGGGACGCGGGGGGCGGCGGCGCGGAGGGCGGCGGCAAGGGCGGCAAGAAGACCUACCUGCCCCAGCCCAGCCGCAAGGCGCCGGGCGACCUUAUGGUCCGGCUCAUUCCGUCCAGCCUCGCCAAGGAGCAGGAGCAGCGGCGGCACACCGAGGAGGAGCGGGUGCGCGCGGAGGAGGCGGCGCGCGCCGCGGAGGAGGAGGCCGAGGCGGCGGCGGCGGUGGCCUCCAACGCGGCGGCGGCCGGCGGCCUGGCGGACGCGCCCGAGUGGCUGCGCAUCAUCAACGACCCCGCCCGACUGGCGGCACUGGACGUGGCACGUACCCGCAACCAGUCCCGUGGCGGCUCACGUGGCCUGAUGGGCGGCAGUCCGGCCGCCGGCAGCAACCGCGCCCGAUCGCCAGACCUGCCCGCGCGCCGCGGCGGCGGCGGCGCUGCUGGAGGCGGCGGCGGUCCUGGCGGCGGCCCCCGGAUCACGAGUCUGACCAGCUUGAUCACGUCGAUGGAUUUGAGUGAGAACCCGCUGGGGCUGAAUGGAGUGAGGGCCAUUGCGGACCUGCUGGACCCGACGCUCACGCCGUACCAGUUCCUAAAGCACCUGUGGCUCAACAAGUGCGGCAUCCCGGAGGCGGGCGGCCGCGCGCUGGGCGCCGCCCUGGCUCGCGGCAACACCACUCUGUCGGUGUUGGGCCUCAGCAACAACGGCCUGGGCAACAAGACGGCGGCGGUGCUGGGCGAGUUGCUGGCGGGCAGCUGCGGGCUGGAGGAGCUGGACCUGAGCUGGAACCAGAUCAAGGCCGACGGCGCCGCCGCCCUGGCUGCCGGCCUGGCCCAGAACAACAAGCUGGCGCGCCUGAACCUGUCCUGGAACGGUCUGGAGAACGGGGGCGUGUGCGCGCUGGGCGCCAUGCUGGGGCGCAACGACUGCCUCAGCUGGCUGGACCUCACCAACACCCGCAUGGGCGCGGAGGCGUGCCUCAUGCUCAGCGAGGGAAUCAAGUCCAACCACACUCUGGAGGUCCUGAUCCUGAACGGCAACUCGGUGGGCGACGACGGCGCGCGCUUCCUCAUGGACGCCCUCAAGGCCAACACCAGCCUGCAGUACCUGGGGCUGCAGGGCAGCAACAUGUCGGCCGCCGCUCGCGGGCACAGCGGCGCCAACGCCUUCAACCCUCUGAGCCCCGACGGCUCCUACGUGCUCAACCUGUCGCACGGCCCCGACCGCGCCGUGGCGCAGCAGCUGUGCGAGCUGGACGCGGCCUCGGGCGGCGGCGACCUGAUGAAGAACAUCCGGCUGAACGACAAGAACGUGGCCAGCUGCAGAGCCAUGAAGUGGCCGGACUGCCUGCCCACGUCCGGCAUGCUGACGUGUGACUUCGUGUCCAAGCGCGCCAGCAAGGCGCUGGCGGUGAUGGAGGCCAAGAAGUUCAACGCGCUGGCGGCGCAGUUCGGGGCUGGGACCAUGAGCGACAAGGAGAAGCUGGGCCUGGUGGAGGUGAUGGCCCCCUUCAACUACCUCUACUGCCACCAGGCCGCAACACUGCUGCGCACCUUCACCAUCGGCGACGAGAUGGUGAUGGCUGCGGCGCUGCUGUUCAGCCGCUGUGCCGACCUGGAGGACUCCAUCACCGCCCUCAGCGACGCGCUCAAAGCCGACACCAGCCAGGACAGCCUACACGAGGCCCUGGGCUGGUACUCUUACGUGCGCUUCUCCAACCCCACGGGCCACUACGAGCUCAACCUGUGCUCCAAGGUGCACCAGGCACUGGCCACCCGGCUCAAGGACGUGGCCUACAGCGAGCCUGUGGAGGCUCUGAACUGGGUCAACGUCAUUCACGACAUGUACACCACCAGCACCAAGGUUCCCAACAACUUCGGGCCGCCCGAGGGCUGGAAGGGGCUGGUGCCCCACAGCGGCACGUUGUCGUUCGACUACGUCAGCGGCGUGUGUGUGCCCGAGGACACGCCGCCCGUCAGUGACGCGCUGCUCGCGGAGGUGCUGCAACACGACCUGGGUAUCCCGCUGGACGCUCAGGGCGCCCCCGUGCCCUGCCGCGACGCCGCCGCCGCCUCGGAGCAGGUGGCGCGGCUGCGGCCGCUGGUGGCCAACAUGGCCUUCACCGCCGCACAGGUCCGGAGGCUGGUGGAGGCGUUCGAGGCCCCGCCGCACCGCGUGGAGGUGCUGGUGGUGUGCUUCUGCCUCAUCACCGACCGCCGCAACCUGUGGAGCCUGCUGUACGGGCUGUCGCCGCUGGAGCAGGCCAUGGCCAUGUGGCGCCUGGGGCCGGCGCACGUGUUUGACCGGGCGCACCCAACCGGCCACUACAUCCUGGACCUGGCCAACCCGCAGCACGAGGCGGUCGCGCACAAGCUGGUGGAGCUGUCGCUGGCGCAGCCCGAGCUGCCCAACUUCUGGAACAUCCGCAUCAACGGCGCGCCGAGGGCGGUGCACGAGAAUCGCAACAUGUGGGGCACAUUCACUUCAGAAACCGCGUCGCCGUUCAUGGAGUUUGACUUCAUCGGCGCUGACGGCUUUGAGGUAUUGGGCCGCAGCAAGCAGGAGGUGGACGCGCUGGGGCCAGGCGACCGCCUGGACCUGCGCACCAAGCAGGCGCGCCGCAUGGAGCUGAGCCGCCUCAAGGCGAUGUACGCCUACUACGAGGACGGCAGCGGCUGGGGCCGCCCCGCCUGGUGCAGCCGCCCGCAGCUGAUGCGGCCGCUGGCGGACAAGGCGCCCUGGCAGGCGGCGUGGGACCGCAUGAUGCGCGUGCUGCUCAGGUUCGACCUGCGCUGUGGCGGCAUGGAGGGCGACAGCCCGCUGGAGGACAUGUUCUUCACCACCACCGGCGGCGAGGAGGCCCUCACCGCGGACCAAUACGAGGCCCUGUUGAGGGACUGGGGCUACGGGCGCCUGGAGGUGGCGUUCAUGAGGGAGGCGUUCGACGCCGCCGGGCGCCACGCCACGCCGGCAGACGGACCGGCGUACAAGCCGGUGCAGGUGGUGCCAGGGGGCGGCGGGGCGGUGAGCACGAGCGGCGGGGUGUUGGGGAGCGUGUCGGGUGCGGCCACGCCUGCGGGGGUGCUGAGCCGGGCCGCCUCCGCGCACCCGGGCGCGGCCUCGAUGGCGGGCGGUGUGGGCGGUGUGGGUGGGGAGGGGGCGGGCGGCGGCAUUCCUGAGUCGCCGGGUGCCGCGUUGCUGGGCCUGCCCGGGGCGGUGGCGGGGGCGGCGGGGGCGGGGGCAGCGCAGCAGCCGAUUCCGAACAUGGUGGUUGACUUCCCGACCUUUGUGCGCAUCUUCAUGGCUGAGCCGCCGCGGGCGCUUCGGUUUAUGGUGGCGGCAACGGCGGUUGUGGCGGCGGCGGGCGUGGCGGCGGCGGCGGCGGCGGCAAAGUCGGUGCGGGGCCGUGCCAAGGGGCGAUAGGCGGCGGCUUGGGCUGCGGCGGUGGUUUUGGGCAUGGAUGCACGGUGUGUGUGAGGAUGGACCUGGUGCGUGGUGGCGUGCUGGGUGCUGGGGCUGUUGCGUAGGAGGGAACAUGACCGACGACGUGUGAUGAGGGCGUGUGUGUGUGUGUGUGUGUGCGUGUGCGUGUGUGUGUGUGUGUGUGUGUGUGUAUGCGGCGGCUGUAGUGAGCAGCGCGGAUCAUCAUCAUAUGUAUCACACGAACUGUGUGUUGUGUGCCAGUCUCAUAUGACGGACUGAUGGUGAGGCAAGGGACGCGAGGUCCCGGCCUCCCCGGGACAGGCGAGCGGGUGCUGCGACAAUGCACCUCACCUCCUGAUCACAUAUGCAUGGUGAACCGGCAUGAUAGCAUGCAUGGCAAAAUGGGGUUUGCCCCGACGUACCUGUAAACUGUGCAUGAC
Chlamydomonas reinhardtii is the source of this 6360-nucleotide messenger RNA. RefSeq lists its product as uncharacterized. Gene Ontology annotation, molecular function: GTPase activator activity; small GTPase binding. The transcript has 27 exons. Gene Ontology annotation, biological process: nucleocytoplasmic transport; activation of GTPase activity. Bases 161 to 5920 code for a protein of 1919 amino acids. Lineage: Eukaryota; Viridiplantae; Chlorophyta; Chlorophyceae; Chlamydomonadales; Chlamydomonadaceae. The record is from RefSeq and is a predicted model, not a curated record. Gene Ontology annotation, cellular component: nucleus; perinuclear region of cytoplasm; cytosol.